AUGGGUGCAUAUUUAUCAGAACCAGUUACUGAAAAAAUGUCCAGUGAUGAAGUAAAUGACAAAAUAGAAUGUGGUGCAAGUUCUAUGCAGGGUUGGCGUGUCAACCAAGAAGAUGCACAUAAUACCAUUCUUGAUUUUGAUGAAAAUACAGCAUUUUUUGCGGUUUAUGACGGGCAUGGUGGUGCAGAGGUAGCAACAUAUUGUUCUCAAAAUUUACCAAAUUACAUAAAGAACACAGAUGCUUAUAAAAGUGGAGAUAUGGUUAAAGCUUUAACAGAUGCUUUCCUUGGAUUUGAUGCAUCUAUUGCAACUAAAGAGGUCAUGGAUAUAUUAAAAGAAUUAGCUGGUGAAAUCAAUCCACCUGGACCAAGUGACAAUGAAGAAUCAGAUGAUGAGAGUAUAAGUAACUUGUACAAAGAUGCUACACUUCCUUUACAGGAAGUGUUGGCUAAAUAUGAAAACAAACUGACCACACUGCACCGUGCUAGAUUAGGAGACACAGCAACACCACUGUCACCAUUCCUCCGAGCUAAAAAAAAUGUUGAUGAAGCAGGAGGGUCAGGAGCUGGUGCUUCAAGCUCAAGUGCAGGGUUUGCUGUGGCAGGUUCAAGUUCUGAGCAAGCAACUGAAGAGGCUACAUCAAGCAAAAACGGCCUACCAGAUGAAGAAGAGUCUAAGAAAGCAGACGAUGACACUGGAGGGGUUUCAUCUACAAAUUCCAAUGAUGAAGAUAAAGAGGUUAAUGGAGAAGUAUCCACAAGUGAUAACAAUGGAAAGGCAGAGAAGAAUGUUGAAAUGGAAGUUGACAAAACUAACACACCGGACAGUUCUGCAGAAAAUUGCAAUCAGCCAGAACAAAGUGCAGACUCGAAAACUGAGAAUGGUUCAUCAUCUGAAGUGUGUAACGGAGAAGUUACCAAUUCCAAGGUUGAUGGUGAAAACAAUAUUACUUCCUCCAAUGGAUCUGCAACACCUGUUAAGUCUAAUAAAUCCAAAGAUAAAGUGUCAAGUUCUGACAAAGCUACACCUGAGAGACCAAAGAAAGCAAAUCUUAGGAGAGCUGCCGCUGCUGCUAUGUAUGAGACUAUUCUGAAGCAGGUCACAGCAGAAGAUGAUGAUGAAAGUGAUUCCAAUGAUGAAAACUUUGAAGGUGGAGAAGUUGACUCUUCGGAUGAAGAAAAUGUGAAUGGAGUAGAAGUAUCUUCUAAUGAAAGUGAAGCCGAAGAAGAAGAUGAAGAAGAAGAAUAUGAAGCUGAGUCGAGUGAUGAAGAAGGGGAGCAAGACAUCAGUAUGUCGGAAGAACCUGGCAAUGAUAGUGGCUGCACAGCAGUUGUGGCACUUCUCAGAGGCAAUGAGUUGUAUGUUGCAAAUGCUGGUGACUCCCGCUGCAUAAUAUGUCGAGAAGGCAAAGCCAUAGACAUGUCAAUAGACCACAAACCUGAAGACGCACCGGAAUUAGAAAGGAUUACAAAAGCCGGUGGGAAAGUAUCCAAUGAUGGCAGAAUCAAUGGUGGUCUUAACUUGUCAAGAGCCAUUGGUGACCAUUCUUAUAAGCAAAAUAAAGAAUUGGAUGCUAAAGAGCAAAUGAUAACAGCUUUGCCAGAUGUGAAAAAGCUUACAAUAGAGACAGACAAGGACCAGUUCAUGGUGCUCGCGUGUGACGGCAUCUGGAACUUCAUGUCGAGUCAAGAUGUCUGCGACUUCAUCUUGCCCAGACUGAUCGAAGGCAGGGAGCGGCUGUCGCAGAUUUGCGAAGAGAUGUUUGACCAUUGCUUGGCGCCGAGCACAAUGGGCGACGGUACAGGCUGUGACAAUAUGACGGCCAUUAUAAUAAGAUUCAAAGAUGGCGUUGUUUCAGACGUCGGCCAACACACUAAUAACGUUGAAUCGAAAAAACGUGCCGCAGAUGACUCCAGUGAGGACAUACAGGACUCGAAGAGGCAGAAAAUAGAUGACCCUUUGUCGAGUUCAGUAGUGACUUCAAGUGUU
Messenger RNA from Brenthis ino (lesser marbled fritillary), 1989 nucleotides. Lineage: Eukaryota; Metazoa; Arthropoda; Insecta; Lepidoptera; Nymphalidae. The record is from the annotation of a GenBank genome assembly.